AUGAAGAUUAGUGACAGAGAAAUCAGCCAUCCCAUCCACCCACAACACAAGCUAAAACUUGAAUACACAGAAAUCCCAUUCACUUGUGAUGGUUGCAAGGAAGCUGGCAUUGGUCUAAAAUACAGUUGCCGCCAGAAAUAUUGCAAUGAUCAAUUUGACCUGCACAAGGUAUGUGCUGUGGCGCCUCCUAUCAUCAACAAUUCCUUUUACAAAGAAUGCGUUUUCGAAUUUCACCAUCACCCUCCAGGUGAGGAGAAGAGGGUAUGCGAUGCAUGUAGAAAUGAAGUUCUAGGCUUUGUCUACCACUGCAAGCGAUGUGGAUUUGAUCUCCACCCUUGUUGUGCAAACCUCCCUCAAGUUCUAGACGAUGGUGAGAACAAUCUUUACCUGUGUCACAAGCUCUCCGGGGCAUGUCAUCGAUGUGGGGGCAAAGGACCAGGGUGGUCUUACAGGUCUCGCUGCAAAACGUAUAAUCUUCAUCUGUCAUGUGUCAAGGAGUUGCUGGUGGAGAGCUGGGAAGCCAUGUACCUCAAAGUGGAUCAGAACAAGGUCAGAGAGAUACAGACUAGGAUCCCAAGCCUCAAGGUGACACUGGCAAACCAUCAUGGAGGAGCUAGAGGUGGAAAGGUUAGGAAGUGCUGUCAGAUGGCUGGUGGUGCCAUUCGCCUUAUUGUCUCAGCUAUCCUGGGAGAUCCUACAGCUAUAAUCGCUGCAGUCGUUGGGGGUUUCAUAUCCAAGUAA
Messenger RNA from Populus nigra (black poplar), 741 nucleotides. Its product is annotated as protein VACUOLELESS GAMETOPHYTES-like. Lineage: Eukaryota; Viridiplantae; Streptophyta; Magnoliopsida; Malpighiales; Salicaceae. The coding region runs from base 1 to 741 and encodes 246 amino acids. The record is from RefSeq and is a predicted model, not a curated record. The transcript has a single exon.